Messenger RNA from Schistocerca gregaria, 1452 nucleotides. RefSeq names its product polysialoglycoprotein-like. The record is from RefSeq and is a predicted model, not a curated record. The transcript has a single exon. Bases 1 to 1452 code for a protein of 483 amino acids. Lineage: Eukaryota; Metazoa; Arthropoda; Insecta; Orthoptera; Acrididae.
AUGAGGUGCAGUCGUGUGGCGGUGCUGUCGGCCAGCGGUAUGAGGUGCAGUUGUGUGGCGGUGCUAUCGGCCAGCGGCAUGAGGUGCAGUCGUGCGGCAGUGAUGUCGCCAAGUCCCAUCAGGUGCAGUCGUGUGGCAGUGCUAUCAGCAAGGCCCAUCAGGUGCUGUCUCGAGGCAGUGAUGUUGGCAAGGACCAUCAAGUGCAGACGAGAGGCAGUGCGUUCUGCCAGGCCCAUUAAGUGCAGACGGAGGCAGUGCGUUCGGCCAGGCCCAUCAAGAGCAGACGAGAGGCAGUGCAUUCGGCCAGGCACAUCAAGUGCAGACGAGGGGCAGUGUAUUCGGCCAGGCCCAUCAAGUGCAGAUGAGGGGCUGUGCAUUCGGCCAGGCCCAUCAAGUGCAGACGAGAGGCAGUGCAUUCGGCCAGGCCCAUCAAGUGCAGACGACAGGGAGUGCGUUCAGCCAGGUCCAUCAAGUGAAGACGAGAGGCAGUGUGUUCGGCCAGGCCCAUCAAGUGAAGACGAGAGGCAGUGUGUUCGGCCAGGCCCAUCAAGUGAAGACGAGAGGCAGUGUGUUCGGCCAGGCCCAUCAAGUGAAGACGAGAGGCAGUGCGUUCGGCCAGGCCCAUCAAGUGCAGACGAGAGACAGUGCGUUCGGCCAGGCCCAUCAAGUGCAGAGGAGAGGCAGUGCGUUCGGCCAGGCCCAUCAAGUGCAGACGAGAGACAGUGCGUUCGGCCAGGCCCAUCAAAAGAAGACGAGAGGCAGUGCGUUCGGCCAGGCCCAUCAAGUGCAGACGAGAGGCAGUGCAUUCGGCGAGGCCCAUCAAGUGCAGACGAGAGGCAGUGCAUUCGGCCAGGCCCAUCAAGUGCAGACGAGAGGCAGUGCGUUCGGCCAGACCUAUCAAGUGCAGACGAGAGGCAGUCCGUUCGGCCCAGCCCAUCAAGUGCAGACGAGAGGCAGUCCGUUCGGCCCAGCCCAUCAAGUGCAGACGAGAGGCAAUCCGUUCUUCCCGGCCCAGCAAGUGCAGAUGAGAGGCAGUGCAAUCGGCAAAUCCCAUCAAGAGCAGACGAGAGGCAGUGCAUUCGCCAGGCCCAUCAAGUGCAGACGAGAGGCAGUGUGUUCGGCCAGGCCCAUCAAGUGCAGAUGAGAGGCAGUGUGUUCGGCCAGGCCAUCAAGUGCAGACGAGAGGCAGUGCGUUCGGCCAGGCCAUCAAGUGCAGACGAGAGGCAGUGCGUUCGGCCAGGCCAUCAAGUGCAGAUGAGAGGCAGUGCGUUCGGCCAGGCCCAUCAAGUGCAGACGAGAGGCAGUGCGUUCGGCCAGGCCCAUCAAGUGCAGACGAGAGGCAGUGCGUUCGGCCAGGCCCAUCAAAUGGAGACGAGAGGCAAUGCGUUCGGCCAUUCCCAUCAAGUGGAGACGAGAGGCAGUGCGUUCGGCCAUGUCCAUCAAGUGCCGUGA